This is a messenger RNA of Seriola aureovittata, 1218 nucleotides long. It is a transcript of the gene mrpl30, whose product is annotated as mitochondrial ribosomal protein L30. NCBI's taxonomy places the organism in Eukaryota, Metazoa, Chordata, Actinopteri, Carangiformes, Carangidae. The record is from RefSeq and is a predicted model, not a curated record. Gene Ontology annotation, molecular function: structural constituent of ribosome. Gene Ontology annotation, biological process: translation. Gene Ontology annotation, cellular component: large ribosomal subunit; mitochondrion. The transcript has 5 exons. The coding region runs from base 255 to 734 and encodes 159 amino acids.
CAGUAACUCCUCCACAUUUCCGGUGACCUAACGUGAACAAACUGUUUCACCGUUGUCUUCAGCUCCUGGAUUAACAUUGUAGGUGUGAAGUCAGUGCAUUUGAUAUGGAUGUAGUUACAUCUGUAUGUUUAUUUCACAACGUUUAGUUAAGUUUGAUCCAUACGCUUUAGUUUGAGGUUGGGGGCCGUAACCUUGGCGCGCAUGCCUUUAACAUCAUCGCUAUUGUAGAAGAAGUGGUGGACCCAAAAGAAAACAUGACAGGUGCCUUUCAAGGUUUGACCUCCUUAUCAACCAAGAUCCUGACAGAAGCUACACUUUUACCAUGCCCAUGGUUUGUGUCUGCACGCAGCAAGUUUUCCAAAGCAAGAAUCCCAAAAGAGAUUUUUGUUGAGAGAUCAAAAGAACAUGAGAAGUAUGGAGGGGAUCCGGACCAACCUCAUAAACUGCAUAUAGUGACUCGAGUCAAAAGUGUAAUGCGAAGACCAUACUGGGAGAAAGACAUGGUGAAACACCUGGGGCUUGAAAAGGCACAUGUCCCUGUAAUUCACAAAAAUACACCAGCGGUCAACAGCCAGCUGAAAUUUGUCAAGCACCUGGUGAGGAUACAGCCGCUGAAGACUCCCUAUGGACUCCCUGCUGAGCAGGACAUGGCCGACACCUACAUUAACAGCAACGGAGAGCUGAUUGUCCGUCGUCUACUCCAACCUGUAGACCCCAAGGCUAUCGAAUCUUAGCCUCACUCUCAAUAAAUUAAUAAUUCAGUUGUAAAUAAAUAUCAUGGAAAUGACCCUGUGCUCCAUAUCUACCAGUUCUGAUUCCACUACUUGAAGGUAGCUGUAUGCAAUGUGUUUUGAGUUCUUGGACUAAUGAUUAAAAUGAGAAAUGUUGUCAUCACACUCUAUAACAAGUCCCUCAACAAACUAGAGGUCUGUCUCAUGAAGCAGGAAUGAAAAUUACUUGUUUUUCUGAAUAAUUUUGCUGAGUAAAACCUGUGUUUCAGGUUUAAAUGUGCUCUGGAUUUACUCAGUAGUUAUCCAGGCAAGUUUGUUUAUUUUGUCUAUCAGUAAAUGCAUUUAAAUUCCAACCUAUCAACCAUACAGCUGUUACAACUGUAAACUGCAAUCUGUUUUCCAUCACAAUUCAGAAACAGGUGAUGCCUUAGAUUCCUCAUUAAACACGACAUAUACGUACCCAAAAUAAAGACCUUUUGAAAUGAAA